Molecule: messenger RNA, 1830 nt
Organism: Fomitopsis serialis
Lineage: Eukaryota; Fungi; Basidiomycota; Agaricomycetes; Polyporales; Fomitopsidaceae
Exons: 6
Coding region: 1-1830 (609 amino acids)
Source: RefSeq, a predicted model, not a curated record
AUGUCGUACGGGAAGCCUCCCACUUCCCUUGGGUUGCUGCCUCCUCGCUCUCGCUCUCUCCUGCGGAAUGCUGCGUCUCUGACUGCUUGGACGCCUUACCCUCGCAGCCCUCGUAGUCCCCUACGUUGCGAGGAGAAAGCUGAGGCCGUGGAGGCAGAGGACAUAGCGUACCUUUCUUCUGAACAUAUCAGCUCUGAACCUUCAACGUCUGACAGUGAAUCCCAAUCAUCUGCAAAGGCCCCAUCACUUUCUACUUCUCAAGCCUCCCAAUCGGACGGCGAUCGCUCUCUUGAUACACUACUGCGCAAGGUCUUUGGGGACGCGCUGGACGAAAGACUUGGGCCUGAACUGUUUGACUUCGAGCGCGAGGUCAAGAUCAAUAACGACGAGUGGCUCCAGUUAGUAGCUUACGUGCAGGAGUAUCCCGCCCUUCACAAGUUCUUCAAUUUCUAUUACGACUCCUCAUCUCAGACUCUUUCCAUGAACUCCCCGUCUGGGGCUCAUCAGCACAUCGUUAUUGAGAUAUGCGACUCGCAGAGGCCGCUCUUUACUCCCUGCAUCUUCGUGAUCAGAAACGUGUACAAGAUAACUCUGGGUGUCGAGCAGAUGAAGGAGCUCGCGGGGCCGAUCUUGGCUGCCCGCCAGACCAAGUCGACUAUGCACAUCCCGGAUAUCGUGAUCAAGAUAACCUACAUGGACGGCGAGUACGAGGUUGGGGUGAUCGAGGUUGCUUUCAGCGAGACGUGGAAGCAUUUCAUCGGACGGAUGCUCGAAUACCAACGUAUCGCCACCCAGGACGACGACCCGUUCAACUGGCCGGUGUAUAUAGGAGGCGUGAAAAUCUUCGAGCACACGAAGUUCAAGAGACCGAAGCUGACUCCGGGGGCCGGCUACGAUAAACAACGGCUGCAGUGGAAGAACCUACCGCUGACGGCGCUGACUGAGCUCCCGGAGAACGAGGUCGUGCCUGAGGGCGGCGAGGUCGUGGAAGAGGACGUCAACGAGGAAGAGGAUCCCGCUCCGAGCGAGUGCGAUUUCAUCUUAACGCGCCCCAUCAUGGCCAACAACCAUGUAUGGUGUGGCGAACUGUCAGCAUGGUUCGCGUUGUUCGAUGUUUCCAGGUUCCUAACGGACGACGAGCGUAAGGAGCUCAACAACGGCCUCAAUGAUGGUUUGAGUAUGGAGGAGUGGGCUAAGUUGGGCUACGUCAUACCUGUGCAGGAGAAGUACGACAACUACCCGAAGGACCGAUACGAUAUGUUCUGCGGACGAUGGCGACGCGUCUUCACCAGGGCGCGUUUCGAGGUGUGGAGGAAAGGCUGCGAGGACUGGGACUCAUUCAAAGAGGAUAACGACGAAGCGAACAUCUACCAGACGACAGAGGAGGUCAGGAGGGCGUAUCAGUUCACUAACCUUGGCGAGGAGUUGCUGCGCCAGCUGCGCCAGCUGCGCCAGCUGCGCCAGCAAGACGAAGAAGAUCUGCCAGAGGAAUUCCAACUCCCUUUCCCCGCCCUAGUCGAAGCCAUCCGUCACGGCGCGAAGUGCUGCGCGCGCAACCGGUUGCAGACCUUCAAAAGGCGACUCCCUGGAGAGACAGCGUUCAAUCACACUACGCUGGGUCGUGCCAACUUCAAGCCACCCAAGCCUGUUGCGUCGCUGACCGACGAUGCAUUUGUUCGCCGGAUGAGCUCACAAGAGGCAGGAAUGAGCGCAAGCCUGGCGCGGGUGAGACAGAGGGAGGAGCGCGAGGACGCCGAGGACGCCGCCGAGGAGGUGAACGCAGACAGGCGUCGGCGGCCUCGAAGAGAAUCGCCGCAGAGGUUGGCGUAG